GUUCAACGAAUUUUGAAUAAUAACGAGUUAUGCAUUUCACUACUUAGGAUGAAUUUGCAAACUUUUUCCAAACUAUGUGAAAUGCUAGAGAGUUUAGGAGGAUUAAAACCAACAAGGAACAUGACUAUUGGGGAACAAGUAGUAAUCUUCUUACAUAUUCUUGCUCAUCAUGUUAAAAAUCGAGUCAUUCAAUACAAUUAUGGAAGGUCAGGUGAGAGUAUCAGUCGAGCGUUUCAUAAAGUCCUGAAUGCUAUAAUGCAUUUGCAAGGUCAUUUGUUUAGAACACCCGAACCCAUUUCGGCAAAUUGUACCGACAGUCGAUGGAAGUGGUUUAAGAAUUGUUUAGGUGCUUUAGAUGGGACCUUUAUCAAGGUUAAUGUGCCAAGUUCUGAUAAGCCUAGAUAUCGAACUCGUAAGGGAGACAUUGCAACAAAUGUUUUAGGUGUGUGCACUCCUGAUAUGCAAUUUGUAUAUGUUCUAAGUGGUUGGGAAGGAUCAGUGGCUGAUAGUCGAGUUCUUCGUGAUGCAAUUAGUAGGACACAUGCAUUGGAAGUGCCACAUGGUUGCUAUUACCUAGUUGAUGCUGGUUAUACAAAUUGUGAGGGGUUUCUAGCACCUUUUAGGGGACAAAGGUAUCAUUUGAAUGAAUGGCGUCAUGGUUAUCAACCAACAAGCCCGCAAGAAUUUUUUAAUAUGAAACAUGCAGCUGCUCGUAAUGUGAUUGAGAGGUGUUUUGGGUUAUUAAAAAUUAGAUGGGGUAUUCUUAGGAGCCCAUCAUAUUACCCUAUAAAGACACACAAUCGCAUUAUUAUAGCAUGUUGUUUGCUCCACAACCUUAUUAGACAAGUGAUGCAAGUCGAUCCUAUGGAAAGUGAACUUGAUGCGUUUGAUACGGUUGAAGGUGAAACGAAUUCAAUAAAUACAGUUGAUCCAUCUGAUGCUUGGACUAAUUGGCGAAUGGAAUUAGCAAAUCAAAUGUUCAAUCAAUGGAAUAAUUAGGAGUCUGAUUUUUUAUUAUCUUUUAUGAGCUUGUUGUCUCAAUUUUAUUUGAUGUAAAACUCUAUGUUUGUCAAAAAUUUGAACUACUCCAUGACAUUUGCUUAUGUUGAAAUUGUUAUGACAUUUAAUUAUGUUUC
Messenger RNA from Ipomoea triloba (trilobed morning glory), 1136 nucleotides. Its product is annotated as protein ALP1-like. Lineage: Eukaryota; Viridiplantae; Streptophyta; Magnoliopsida; Solanales; Convolvulaceae. The record is from RefSeq and is a predicted model, not a curated record. The coding region runs from base 49 to 999 and encodes 316 amino acids. The transcript is spliced from 3 exons.